GAAUGGGAUGGGCUUUUAGAAAAGAACAGGUACUAGAACACCCACACACGCAGCUGGGAGACGUGGAUGGACUGAGUGGACUGCGGUGGAACAAGUAGGGGGCCUCACUUUACCAAAUGACUCAGAACAUGUCCAGCCAAAUAUGGCAACCGUGGCUAAAAGGAAAGUGGGAGUGGGAAAGAUGCUUCAAAGCCUUAUUAAAAAUGUUUGGAUCCCUAUGAAGCCCUACUAUACCCAGGUUUACCAGGAGAUUUGGAUAGGAAUGGGUUUGAUGAGCUUCAUUGUCUAUAAAAUCAGGAGUGCUGAUAAAAGAAGCAAAGCUUUGAAAGCUUCAAGUCCUGCACCUGCUCAUGGUCAUCGUUAACCAGACCUCCUUGGAGAACGCAUCAGAUGGGACGUCACCCUGGCUGGAAAUGUCAGCAGGCUGCUAGAUGGGGGCAUGGGCAGCUGCCGUGCACGGGCAGACGUGCUGCUCCCUUGUGGCAUGAAUAAACACACCUGUGACAUGCUCCA
Manis javanica (Malayan pangolin) is the source of this 513-nucleotide messenger RNA. NCBI's taxonomy places the organism in Eukaryota, Metazoa, Chordata, Mammalia, Pholidota, Manidae. The record is from RefSeq and is a predicted model, not a curated record.